Oikopleura dioica is the source of this 720-nucleotide messenger RNA. The record is from the annotation of a GenBank genome assembly. Lineage: Eukaryota; Metazoa; Chordata; Appendicularia; Copelata; Oikopleuridae.
AUGAAACUCUCCGCAAUCCUUUCGUGCGUUGCCGCUCAAUUCAACCCCAUGCCAGUCGCCCCACAGGCCCCAGCUGCUGGUGGUCUUCUCGGUGGUGCUGCCGGUGGUAUGCAGGGUAUCCUCCCUCUCCUCCUCCUCGGUGACGGCCUUGACGGCUCUGAUGACCUUCUCCCACUCCUCCUCCUCGGCGGUGGUCUCGGAGGUGCCGGUGGAGCCGCUGGUGACAUGAGCUCUAUCCUUCCUCUUCUUCUUCUCGGUGAUGAUGAAAUCACUUCUGCUAAGAUGGACGAAAUCUGUACUAAUGCAGAGACCACUAAAAAACAGACUGACUGUGCUGCCGCUAAAACAGCUGCUGACAAUGCAUACACCACUUGCGCUGGCGCGACCGGCGCCACUGCCGAUGAUAUCAAGGCAUGCGAAAAAACUCGACAAACUGCUUACAAGGCCGCCAAGAGUGACUUCGGCAAGAAGAACAAGCUCACCGAUCUUCUUCUCCUUACCAGCCUCGCUGGACCCGGUGGAAUGGGCGCUGGUGGCAUGAACUCUCUUCUCCCACUCCUCCUUCUCGGUGAUGGCCUUGGAUCCUCUAGCUCCAGCUCCGAUGACCUUCUUCCACUUCUCCUCCUCAGCGGUGGUCUUGGAGGCGGUGCCGUCGACCCAAUCACUGGACAACAAGCUGGUGGUUUGGACCCCUUGAUGAUGAUGCUCCUUUUAGAUUAA